Molecule: messenger RNA, 3258 nt
Organism: Caenorhabditis remanei
Lineage: Eukaryota; Metazoa; Nematoda; Chromadorea; Rhabditida; Rhabditidae
Exons: 19
Coding region: 1-3258 (1085 amino acids)
Biological process (GO): transmembrane transport; chloride transport
Cellular component (GO): membrane
Molecular function (GO): voltage-gated chloride channel activity
Source: RefSeq, a predicted model, not a curated record
AUGAACGGUACGCCGUAUCAACAGAAGAAGACUUCGUUCGUGAGUGGUGCUAGUGAUUCUGAACAAGAAUAUCUAGGACUUGGUGAACUGCAAGCCGACGACGAGGAGUCCGACGAUAAUCACGCUUUUCUGAAACCUUUUCGAAAACCGUCGUCCAGAAGUGCACUUGUCCGAACAACCAGUUUCAACCAUAAACAAUACCGAAGUUUGAAAGAGAUGAUUAUCGACAUAAAGCAAGAACCUGUAAAGAAUGGUCUUCAUGUUCAAGGGAAUGGAUCAAAUCAUUCAGAUAGAAAAGUCACUUUCACUUUGAAUGAGAAUGAUUUCGAAUUUCCAAAGUUUCGGAGGAACAGGUCUCUCUGGAUACGGAUGGAAUUGAACAAAAUCAAGAUGAAACUGAUAUCGUUAUCCAAUUUACUAUCUGAUUGGAUGUUCCUUGCUCUUCUAGGAGUUGCAGUUGCAUUCAUUUCUAUUCUGGUAGACAUGAUGGUCUUUUCUUUUCAAGAACUGCAGAGAAAAACUGUGUCAAUUUACAAUAUUUAUGGAGCAGAUCAAUCUUAUUUGUUAUGGGGAUGUGGAUUACUUGGAUGGUGUGGGUAUAUGGUUGGACUAGUGGCUGCCUCUGCAUGUUUUGUACAUUAUGUGGCUCCACAAGCUAUCGGCUCGGGAAUACCAGAAAUGAAAACAAUAAUUCGUGGUGUGAUUCUGGUGGAUUACCUAACUCUUCGCACCCUUGUAUCCAAAAUAUUCGGAGUAGCAAUGGCAUUGGGAAGUGGAGUACCUAUUGGGAAAAUGGGACCGUUCGUACACAUCGCAUCAGUGGUUGCCAACCAAAUGUGCCUUCUAGCAGCGAAAUUCGAUUCUGCGUAUCGUGAGGAGAGCAGAAGAAUGGAAUGUUUAGCUGCUGCAUGUGCAGUAGGCGUCGCUUGUACUUUCAGUUCACCAGUUGGAGGAGUACUUUUCUCAAUUGAAGUAACAACUAUGUAUUUUUCUGUGAGAAGCUACUGGAGAGGUUUCUUUGCUGCCUGUUGUGGAGCAACUACAAUUCGAUUGCUGAGAGCUUAUGUUGUGGAAACAGAAGUUACUGUAAAUGCGUUCUAUCAAACCAGCUUCCGACCGGAUGCAUUUUCCGUCAACGAACUCCCACUUUUUGCAUUGCUCGGCUUAUUUUGUGGCAUUCUAGGCGCUGGUUAUAUUUCUAUUUAUAGAACUGUUGUUUUGUUUCUGAGAAAUAAUCGAUAUGCAAAAAUGGUCUUUCAAAGACACUGGAUCGUAUACCCAAUUGUGUUUUCUUGUGUAUUCUCAGUACUAUCAUACCCUCAUGGACUUGGAAUGUUUUCAACUGGAAGGAUAAAAUUCGGGGCAAACCUACGUGAUUUUUUUGCUAACUGCUCGUUUAUGGCGACAACUCCGGAUGAUCUUGUUUGUGGAGCAGAAAUAUAUUCACAUUGGUUGAAUCGAGGCAACAUUCUGCUAUUAUUGUUUUUAUUUGUUAUAGUUCACUUCAUAUUCUCAAUAAUUAGUUUUACACUGCCAGUUCCAUCUGGUGUGUUCCUUCCGGUUUUCGUUCUAGGCGCUGCUAUAGGAAGAUUAUACGGAGAGGUACUUGGGUUGAUACUAGAAGAUAUUCAUGUCAUACGGCCUGGAAUCUAUGCUGUAGUUGGUGCUGCUUCUUUUUCUGCUUCUGUUACCCAUACGGUUUCGGUCUCUGUAAUGAUUUUUGAGAUUACUGGACAACUUCAUUUCAUAUUGCCAGUUAUGAUAUCUGUAAUGUUGUCCAAUGCAGUAUGUGCUUAUUUGCAACCUUCAUUUUUUGAUACUAUCAUCAAAAUCAAACAUUUGCCCUUCUUACCCGAUAUUCCACCCUCCAGUAAUCUAGUUCAUACUACUUAUGCAGAACAUAUCAUGGUAUCACCGGUGAAGUUUAUCACCAAAAUAACCACUUAUAAUGAGAUUCGUGAAGCGGUACAGACCGGUCUCCGCCUUUACCCUGUUGUUGAUUCAAAAAAUACUCAAAUGUUGAUAGGAACCGUUUCACGAAGGUAUUUGACUAUAUUGCUAAACGGGAAAAUUGGCGAUCAGCCAAGAAAAAUUGAAGCAGAAAAACGAGUUAGGCAAGCAAUUGAAACCAUCGAUAAUCACUUCAAAGAUUCUGAGAAAGAAUUGUCAGAAGACAGGAGAAGAAUAUGUUCAGAGACUGAUUUCAAUACAAUGCAAAGAAAAAAAUCGGAUAUAGUAACUCCGUUAGCAAAAGUCAUCGAACCGACUUCCCCUGGAGAACAGAAAAAUCGGUUUCUUGUUGUACCCCUUCCUGACGUCAGCGAACCCCAUCUGUACUUCCCACCAAUAUCUUCUUCACCAACCGUCCCAAUUGAGAACUCUUUGAAACGGAGAAAUUCGGGGUCAAGAAGAAAUGCAUUGUUCAGUUUGCAAGAUAUGGAUGAGAAAUCUGCCAAAGAUUUCUUAGAUGAUCAUGGAAUUGAACACAAAACAAUUCACGGAAAUGCAAACGAGCAUCAUACGAUCAUCAAAAGCUACAUGAGACAAGCCAAAAAAUACCUUAACCAUAUGCAAUUUGGUAACCACAAAAAAGGAUCACAUGAUAACAACCCAUAUGAUCUCUCCCCGGAAGAGCGGAAGGCAUGGGAAGAAGAACAACUUGCGUUGAAGUUAGACUUGACUGAAAAUGACAUUGACCCUGCUCCAAUUCAACUUGUCAAACAAACGUCUCUAUAUAAAAUUCACUCCAUUUUCUCAAUGCUCCAAUUGAGUAAAGCAUAUGUAACGGAUUGUGGUAGGCUGAUUGGUGUUGUGGCGUUGGCUGAUCUUCGGAAAGCUCUGGAACAUACUGAAGAAGUUAUUAAAACGGAGAAGAAGAAUAGCAACUGUAAUUCGAUCCCAUCAACCGUUCUGCAAAACAAUCUUCGCCAUAUUUCAAGCAAUGUCAUUGACAUUCUGACACCACCCCUUGAAGUUGCUCGUGGAACCACACUCGAAACGAAUACAGUACUCCCUGAGAUCAUUUCAUCUCCGAAAGAAGUAAUUCCACCGCCUACAUUUGAACCCCGCUCGUCACUCCGAUUACGUCAACCGAGAGCCACCAACUUUGGAAUGGAGCCCAGAAAAAGGUCUGGUUCGGAGUUUAGUCAACGACCCGAAGAAUUUGUGGAAGCUGUUGCUUAUCUACGGAGGAAGUCGCAUGCAAUUGUAACACCAAGAUUACAUGAGGAACCAGGAGAGAGUUCAUCCUCAGAAUAA